GCUCGAUAAAUCCAGCCUCAGCCUGAGCCUGCAAAGUGCGUCACUGAGCUGAGCUGUUGAGAAUUAACACUCCAGUUCAACCGUUCGGCACAGGCGCGCAACACCCAUUUCUUUCUUCUUUUUGGAAUACAACGUCCUUGUGGCGCGAUGGUAAAGAUCGCUUUCAACCCGGCUCUGGCGCAGAAAGCUCUCGUCAAGGAGCCUAUUGUGAAGGACCCCGAGCUCGCCGCUGCUCCGGUGGGCAUCGCAGGCUCCACAGGUCGUUGUUUGGUCACGCUGCUGGGUAUCGCCUUCAUCCUAAGUGGACUCAUCGUCGGGGGAGCAUGUCUCUAUCGCUAUUUUACUCCGAAGAGGCUGUAUCACGGUACCAUGCAGUUCAGUGACAUGUCAACUGUUGGCGAUGCAGAGAGACAGCCUUACUAUCUCCCACGGGUGGAGGAAGAGGUAGAAAUUACUGACAGCAUGGCUGUCAUCAGCGUCCCACCUCCCCGUUUCAGGCCCGGAGAACCCGCUUACAUCCUCCAUGACUUCAACAGGAAGCUCACUGCAUAUUUGGAUUUGACUCUGAGGACGUGCUUUGUGAUUCCGCUUAACACGUCGGUGGUGCUGCCUCCUCAAGACCUCAUUGACCUCUUCUCACAGCUGAUGUCUGGCUCGUACCGCAGCUACCUGGUGCAAGAGGACCUUGUGGUGACCGAGCGCAUUGAUGACAUCAAGCCUCUUGGCUUCUACAUCCGCAGACUGUGCGCUGGCAAAGAAACCUACAGAAUGGAGCGCCGAGCCAGCCUACCAGAUGGAGGCAUCCAGAAGCGCUCAGCAGAGGAGUGCCUCACCUUCCAUCACUUUGAAAACAAGUUUGUAACGGAGACUCGGAUCUGCAAGGCUUGAUGGGAGCGUGGUCCGAAUGCGAUGGCGGUAGCCCGAGCAACGGAGGCAGAGAGGAGUUGGUCGGAGUAGGAGGCAGAGGAAGCCAAGUUCAACUGAAAAGUUACAGUCGUUAUUUCAGUGCAGCUCCAGAUUUUGGUUUGCAUUCCCCGCUUUAACCCUCAGUGAUGUGUUUUAGUCUCCUCUGCUACAGUCCCUUAAACCUUUUAUUGGUCUUAUCUUUCAGCUAUUAGCCUGCAGUGUUGUGCUA
Messenger RNA from Hippocampus comes (tiger tail seahorse), 1135 nucleotides. Its product is annotated as integral membrane protein 2A. Gene Ontology annotation, biological process: negative regulation of amyloid precursor protein biosynthetic process. Gene Ontology annotation, cellular component: extracellular exosome; plasma membrane; Golgi apparatus. The transcript has 6 exons. Gene Ontology annotation, molecular function: amyloid-beta binding. Bases 148 to 888 code for a protein of 246 amino acids. Lineage: Eukaryota; Metazoa; Chordata; Actinopteri; Syngnathiformes; Syngnathidae. The record is from RefSeq and is a predicted model, not a curated record.